AUAAGUGCAAGCACUCUCAGAGCUCAUGUGCCAGUAUAAAAACUCCCUACUGGGAUAUGGCUUGUGCAUUCUGGGAUUGUAGUUUGUCAAGUAUUUGUGCUUUGUGACUUACAAGGAUGGCGGUGUCGGUGAAAUUCAUCUGCCUGCUAGGACUGCUUGUAGUUAUACUCAACAUUGCUGGCCUUGAUGCAGCUGGAGAAUGCGGAAAGUCAUCUCCAGAUGAUGAGGCAAUGAUGCUAGCUCCUUGUGCAAUGGCAGCGCAAGACGAGAAAGCUCCGGUUUCAGACAGUUGCUGUGCCGAGGUGAAGAAAAUUGGCCAGAACCCAAGCUGUCUCUGUGCUGUCUUGCUUUCUAACACUGCCAAGGCAUCAGGAAUUAAGCCCCAGAUAGCCAUUACCAUCCCCAAGCGCUGCAACAUUGAAAAUCGUCCUGUGGGUUUCAAGUGUGGACCUUACACACUUCCUUGAUGAGAUAACUAGUCGGCCAUGGAAUCGGAUGGUGAGAGUACUUAAAUGCUGGAAGCAACUCCGUUGCUUCAUCUUGUAGCAAUAAAGGCUUAAAGAUUGUAAUUCGCCAUCAUCUGAAUAAUAAAGUAUAUUAUCCAUAUUAUCCAUCUUA
Messenger RNA from Mangifera indica (mango), 618 nucleotides. RefSeq lists its product as uncharacterized. Gene Ontology annotation, molecular function: fatty acid binding. The record is from RefSeq and is a predicted model, not a curated record. Bases 117 to 467 code for a protein of 116 amino acids. Gene Ontology annotation, biological process: systemic acquired resistance. The transcript is spliced from 2 exons. Lineage: Eukaryota; Viridiplantae; Streptophyta; Magnoliopsida; Sapindales; Anacardiaceae.